Triticum dicoccoides is the source of this 1626-nucleotide messenger RNA. RefSeq names its product nicotianamine aminotransferase 1-like. The record is from RefSeq and is a predicted model, not a curated record. The coding region runs from base 70 to 1377 and encodes 435 amino acids. Gene Ontology annotation, biological process: biosynthetic process; L-tyrosine catabolic process. Lineage: Eukaryota; Viridiplantae; Streptophyta; Magnoliopsida; Poales; Poaceae. Gene Ontology annotation, molecular function: pyridoxal phosphate binding; L-tyrosine:2-oxoglutarate transaminase activity. The transcript has 7 exons.
GAGGAAAUAGGAAUCCCUUGAACAAAAUAAACUGCCAAGCAACAAGAGACACGUACGGCCACACAGAGAAUGGCGAACAACGGCAGCAGCAGCCGCCGCGCGGACGGCGACGUCGGCGCCACCCCAUCCCGAUGGCGUUUCUUCCGGCCAUCGGCUGGCACGCCGCUGGCGGCCGCCGGCAGCAUGAGCAUCCGCUCGGUUCUCAACCGUCUCAACUCGUCCGUCGACGCGUCCGGGACGCGCCCCGUCGUGCCGCUCGGCCACGGCGACCCCACCUCCUCCGCCUGCUUCCGGACCGCGCCGGAGGCCGAGGACGCCGUCGUGGACGCGCUCCGCUCCAGGAAGCACAACGGCUACUCCCCCACCGUCGGUGUGCCCCAGGCGCGCAGUGCUAUUGCAGAGUACCUGUCUCGAGACCUCCCUUACGAGCUUUCACCAGAUGAUAUAUACCUGACCUCCGGAUGCGUGCAAGCCGAGAUCAUGAUCUCUGUCCUUGCCCAGCCGGGGGCUAACAUCUUGCUCCCGAGACCCGGGUUUCCGAUGUACGAGUCGCGGACCACAUUCAGCGAGCUAGAGGUUCGAUAUUUCGACCUCGUCCCCGAAAGAGGCUGGGAGGCAGACCUCGAGUCUGUGAAGGCUAUUGCUGAUGAGAACACGGUUGCGAUGCUCAUAAUCAAUCCCAGUAACCCUUGUGGGAGUGUCUACUCACAUGAUCAUUUGGCCCAAAUUGCAGAAACCGCAGGAGAACUUGGCAUAUUGAUAAUUGCUGAUGAGGUAUACGACCACUUGGCAUUUGGAAUUAAGCCUUUUAUACCAAUGGGCGUUUUUGGCAAUACGGUCCCAGUCAUCACCUUGGGAGCUAUAUCUAAAAGGUGGCUUGUGCCUGGUUGGCGACUUGGCUGGAUCGCAACGUGUGACCCAAAUGGCAUCUUAAAGGAAACCAAGAUUGACCAGUCAAUUCAAAACUAUAUUAACAUCACAAGUGAUCCUGCAACAUUCAUUCAGGGAGCAGUCCCUCAAAUUAUAGCCAACACAAAGGAAGAAUACUUCAAGAAAAUUCUUGAUUUAUUAAGAAACUCGGCAGAUUUAUGUUACGGUAAAAUAAAGGAUAUCAGGGGCAUUACAUGUCCGCACAAACCGGAGGGAUCAAUGUUUGUGAUGGCUAAGUUGGACCUCUCUUGCUUGGAUGGCUUUUCUGAUGAUGUAGAUUUCUGCUGCAGGCUGGCAAAAGAAGAAUCUGUAAUAGUUUUACCAGGUACUGCACUGGGAAUGAAGGAUUGGGUUCGGAUCACUUUCGCCAUUGACCUGCCAUCUCUUGAGGAUGGCCUUGAAAGGCUGAAAUCUUUCUGCGAGAGGCAUGCUAUAGUAGAGGCCUAAGCUCAAAGAUGAUUGAGCUUUUACACUGCUGUGGCGAAUCGCCAGCUAUGCGUUGGAUCGCCCUAGUGUUGUUUUCAAUAAUCGCUUCUCUUUAUGUCACCACAAUGAAGAUAUUUAGCGUUUCACACAUAUUUUGUACUCUUCCUGGUUGGCUCAUACCGGUUUGUAAGUGGCAUACUAUCGAAGAAUGGUGUAAUUUGUAACCAUUAUUGGUUACAGAUGAUUUAAGGGUCAGUAUUUUCCAGCUUU